AUGGAUGUUCAAGGGAAUGCCCAGCCCGAUCGCGUGCGCAAGCGUCGCCGCCGCACAAUGGCGUGCACGCAGUGUCGCACGCGCAAGUUGCGAUGCGAUCGUGAGUAUCCCACUUGCAGUCGCUGUUUAAAGAGCAGAACUCCGAGCAAAUGCACAUAUGAAGAUGGCUUUUUAUGGCAGCAACCCACCACCGUCACGACUACUGCAUUCGCCUCCGACCGAGGGUCUGCGGUAUCUAUGCCCAGAGAUACCCCGGUCGACACACCUCCGGAUUCGGGGAUACCGACGGUGUCAACUCGGUCGGAACCUUUCCCUGCUAGUGAACCACCCCCAAGGCUAUGGCUGGCGGUCCAAUGCAUCAUGAUUAUCAUGGUCUUACGGGGCAUGCUCUUGCACCGCCCUACAGAAGUCGACCACACGACAGAGAGCGAAAAGACUGCUUUUUGGAAACUGUUCUUGGCUGCUGUCAAUCAGGAACCUUACGUGAACACGGGUGUUUUACAGCGUCCUAAGCGCCCGGCGCCGGGAGCGGAGCAAGAUAUGCAAGCACCGUUGCAGGUCGACGAUGCGCACAUUGACGAAGAAGAGGACCCGUUGUCAACUACGGACCAGCUCGACCUCGCUCCUCGCAUGAUGAUGAGGGGCCGUGAAACUAAAACGCGGUUUAGCGGAUCGGGCAUCUUUGCCAGUCUAGUAGCACAGUUUCCGGACAUAAGAUCAUUUGCAGAGGAGAUCAGGCUAUCUACCCCAAUUUUCGCGCAACUUCAGCCGGACCUGAGGAGGGUGAAGCGCGGGCUAUUCAAGGUCAUGGUGCUCAAUCGGCCCUUCCCCGACCCUACUACGGCUUCGCUAAUUAACAUGCUGCCCUCGCGCGGUGUGGUUGAUGAGCUCGUUGGGUUAUAUAUCACUUAUAUUGAGUCCACUCACCGCAUUCUUCAUGUUCCAUCAUUCUUACGUGAGCUUGACCAAUUCUGGGCCAUGUUAGACAGCCCAGCCUCAAUAUCUGCUGCCUUUACAGUUCAGGUACUGUUGGUCCUUGCCUGCGCAUGGAACCUUGCGGAUUUUGCUAGUCUGCAGUCAAAAAGUGUGGGCGAACUCAAGUGCCAGUCUGCAGUGGAGUGGACGCUGCACGCCGGAAAAUGGAUUGAGAAUCUCCACACCAAGCGCCCGGAGAUCACAUCAAUGCGACUCUCUAUUCUGUUGAUUUUGGCGCACAACUCUCACGGAAUGAAACGCAGCCAGGCUUGGCUCACAACAAGUACAUUGGUCAAGCAAGCAAUGAUGGCAGGAUACCAUCGUGACCCAAGCCGGUACACACGAAUAUCUGUAUUCAACAAAGAGAUGCGACGGCGAUUAUGGACAACCAUUAUGGAACUGGACCUGCAAAUUGCUCUUGACCGGGGAAUGCCACCGUCAGUACAAAGUUUCGACUAUGACGCGGCUCCAGGGCUGAACAUUUACGACGACGAGAUCCACGAGAACAGCACUGAAGUUCCCGAAAGCCGGCCACUCAGUGAAGUUACGGACUCAUCGUUCCAGUCUAUCCUAAGUCGCUCGCUACCUCUCCGUCUUCAGGCAUGUUCUCUCAUGCACUCCCCACGGAUCAGCUGCCGAUAUGAGGAUAUUCAGCGCCUGGACGGUGAGCUCAACCGACAUCUUUCUCGGAUUCCUGCAUGGGUGACAGCAGACGCCAACGACAUCGUCACACAACACAAGGUAAUACUGUGGAAAGGGUUGAUUGAGACCAAACUUUGCCAGUCUCUACUGUCUGUCCACACCCCUUUCGCUAUUGAAGCACGACGGGAAUCACUAUUUGCUCCCUCCGCCCGUUCUCGCAUAGAUGCCGCAACUAGAAUACUGUCAACCCAGCGCCGGUUACACGACAUCUCGCGAACGCUAUCGCUAUGUAUGCUUGGUGAAUGGACUAUCCAAGCCUACAUUUCCAUCUGUCAAUUGCUACACACCACCGAAUUUGACACCUCUGCCCCCUCCUAUCCCAUCUCAUCGACCUUCAUUCUCCACAAUAUACCCGGUAUCCCCGAAUCGCUCCUAUCACUCGUAGAAACAGCCCUUAUUGCCUUGGAAGAGCGCUCCCUUUUGAUGACCAAGGGAGCAAAAGACUAUUAUUUCCUCUCGACGAUCGUCGCACUAGUCAAAUCCCGACUCUGGCCCACACAGGCAACUAUGUACAAGCAGCAGGUUGUUGAGCGGGUCCUGUCAUUUGCACAGAUUCUCUUCUCUCGGCACAUGAACUGCGACCACCUCGGCGACAAAGGGUUGGGCAAUUUUAAGAAUAACCAGCUGGCUGCAUUUAUGGCGGCUCCAACAAUGGUGCCCGUGAUGCAGCCCGAAUUUGAUCCUAACGGGAUGCACCCGCCGCCUCAACCUGGCGCGAUACCGACUGGCGAGUUCGAUCCUUUCUUGGAGAUUUUCGAUUGGGAGGAUCUGACAAGUAUGACGUUUCCCUGUUGA
Penicillium samsonianum is the source of this 2472-nucleotide messenger RNA. RefSeq names its product putative C6 transcription factor. Gene Ontology annotation, cellular component: nucleus. The record is from RefSeq and is a predicted model, not a curated record. The transcript is spliced from 5 exons. Gene Ontology annotation, molecular function: zinc ion binding; RNA polymerase II cis-regulatory region sequence-specific DNA binding; DNA-binding transcription activator activity, RNA polymerase II-specific. Gene Ontology annotation, biological process: regulation of transcription by RNA polymerase II; DNA-templated transcription. NCBI's taxonomy places the organism in Eukaryota, Fungi, Ascomycota, Eurotiomycetes, Eurotiales, Aspergillaceae. Bases 1 to 2472 code for a protein of 823 amino acids.